Messenger RNA from Aspergillus nomiae NRRL 13137, 1341 nucleotides. RefSeq names its product cytochrome P450. Gene Ontology annotation, molecular function: iron ion binding; monooxygenase activity; heme binding. The record is from RefSeq and is a predicted model, not a curated record. The transcript is spliced from 2 exons. Lineage: Eukaryota; Fungi; Ascomycota; Eurotiomycetes; Eurotiales; Aspergillaceae. Bases 1 to 1341 code for a protein of 446 amino acids.
AUGGCUCUUCUCAUCAUUGCAGCCAUUCUGCUCAUCCUCUACCUCACCACCCUUAUCAUCUACAAUCUCUUUCUCCAUCCUCUCGCUCGCUACCCCGGGCCUACCCUCUGGCGUGCAUUCCGCUUUCCCUUUAUCCUCGCCAACAUCCGUGGCCAACUCCCCCAUCGUGUCCAUGACUUCCACGCCCAGUAUGGUGACAUUGUCCGCGUCGCACCAGACGAACUCUCCUUCGUGGACCCCCGCGCCUGGCGGGACAUCUACACCUCAGAUCGUGAAUUCGUCCGCCCGCACCAAUACAAAGACCAACCUCCCGGCAAAACGGCACCAAAUCUAAUUGCAUGCUCGGAGGCUGACCAUACUCGCCUUCGCAAGAACCUGGCACCAGGCUUUUCGGAGAAAUUCGCUGCACUCCAGGAACCAAUUCUUCAAAAAUACAUCGAUGCACUUUUUGUUAAACUGGACGCACAGAUUGCGAGCAGUGGGGGUGACAGUGCCAGCAAAAGCGCUGACGUGGACCUCGUCGAAUGGAUCAAUUACCUCGCCUUCGACGUGAUAGGGGAUCUCACCUGGGGUAGCUCGUUCGGGUGCCUUGAGGGUCUGCGGUACCAUCCCUGGGUGCAGACAGUUAGCCAGUUCAAAGCUGCCAUUAUCGUUGGCUCAAUGAAGUUCUACCCUCUGCUUUAUCAUCUACUCAUGGCCAUUACCCCAGCAGAUGCCCUGAAGCCGGUUAUGGAGAUGUGGAAGGUCACGGAUGAAAAGGUGGCGCAGCGGGUGGCCAGUACGACUCCCAGUACUACCACGCGACCGGACUUUGUGGGAACAAUGAUAGCGUCGGGCGCCAUGACGCAGGAGGAGAUGGAAGUGAACUCGAUGCUGAUCGUCGCGGCGGGGAGUGAAUCAAUUACCACCGUCAUCACGGGCGUCAUCAAUUAUCUUCUGCGGGAGGGGGACCAGAGGACGCUCCGUGAAUUGGUAGACCUGCUCCACAACACCUUCCCCACGGAAAAGGACAUUACAGCCACCCGGCUGAAAUCUGCUCCAUACCUCGAUGCAGUCUUGAUGGAAGGCAUGCGCCUCUGCCCAACCAUUCCAGACGCCAUGCGACGGCAGGUCCCGCGGGGUGGAGCCAGGGUAGCUGGGCAAUUUGUGCCAGAAGGGAUGAUCGUCUCGAUCCCUCCGCUUGCUAGUUACCGCACGCCGCACAACUUCACUAGCCCGAGUGAGUUUGCCCCAAGACGGUGGCUGGGAGAGGAUGAGCGGUUUCGCGGCGAUCUGAAUAAGCAGAAGGAGCUUUCAAUCCAUUUUCGCUGGGGUCGCAUAAUUGUCCUGGCCAGAAUUUAG